Candidozyma haemuli is the source of this 573-nucleotide messenger RNA. It is a transcript of the gene RPL19A, whose product is annotated as 60S ribosomal protein eL19. Gene Ontology annotation, biological process: translation. Gene Ontology annotation, molecular function: structural constituent of ribosome; RNA binding. Gene Ontology annotation, cellular component: ribosome; cytosolic large ribosomal subunit. The coding region runs from base 1 to 573 and encodes 190 amino acids. NCBI's taxonomy places the organism in Eukaryota, Fungi, Ascomycota, Pichiomycetes, Serinales, Metschnikowiaceae. The transcript has 2 exons. The record is from RefSeq and is a predicted model, not a curated record.
AUGGUCUCGCCUAACCUCAGAACUCAGAAGAGACUUGCUGCCAGCGUUGUUGGUGUUGGUAAGAGAAAGAUUUGGUUGGACCCAAAUGAGACCACUGAAUUGGCUUCCGCUAACUCUCGUAGUGCCAUCAGAAAGCUCUACAAGAACGGUACCAUUGUCAAGAAGCCAGUGACUUCCCACUCUAGAGCCUCUGCCAGAAUCAUGGCCGAGUCCAAGAGAAACGGUAGACACAUGGGUCUCGGUAAGAGAAAGGGUACCAAGAACGCCCGUAUGCCUACCCAGGUUGUUUGGAUGAGAAGAUUGAGAGUCUUGAGAAGAUUGUUGGCUAAGUACAGAGAUGCCGGUAAGAUCGACAGACACUUGUACCACCACUUGUACUUGGCUGCCAAGGGUAACGCCUUCAAGCACAAGAGAGCUUUGGUUGAGCACGUCAUUCAGGCUAAGGCCGAGGCUGCUCGUGAGAAGUCUUUGAAGGAGGAGGCCGAGGCCAGAAGAUUGAGAAACAAGGCUGCCAGAGAGAGAAGAGCCCAGAGAGUCGAGGAGAAGAGACAGGCCUUCUUGAACGACGCUUAA